AUGGGGCAGGACGAUGAAAUCAGGCAGGAGCUGGGAAGCCUCCAUGGCAUUCCCCUCUACAAGAGCUUCAUCGAGGGCUGGCCACAGGUGAAGGCUUUCCAAGCCCGUCCAGAUGACCUGCUCAUCUCCACCUACCCCAAAUCGGGCACAACAUGGCUGAGCGAGAUCAUGGACAUGAUCUACCAUGAUGGUGAUGUGGAGAAGUGCCGACGGGAUGCCAUCUACAACCGCGUGCCCUUCCUGGAGUUGAAGGCCCCCGAGGAAAUAAGUGGCAUUGAUCAGCUGGAGAAGACCCCAUCCCCGCGGCUGGUAAAGACCCAUCUCCCAGUCCAGCUUCUUCCGACCUCCUUCUGGGAGAAGGACUGCAAGAUUAUCUACAUGGCCCGCAACCCCAAGGAUGUUGUGGUCUCCUACUACUACUUCCACCAGAUGGCUAAGAUGCACCAAGACCCUGGCACGAAGGCUGAGUUCAUGGAGAACUUCAUGGCUGGCAAAGUGCCCUAUGGAUCCUGGUACGACCACGUGCGUGGAUGGUGGGAGAAGAAGAAGGAGAAGAAGAAGAUACUCUACCUCUUCUAUGAGGAUAUGAAGAAGGACCCACGGCGGGAGAUACAGAAGAUCUUGCAGUUCCUGGGCAAGGAGUUGGCAGAGGGAACAGUGGAUAAGAUCCUGCACCACACGUCCUUCCAGGAGAUGAAGAAGAACCCUGCUGCCAACUAUGAGACCAUGCUCCCCACCUUGAUGGAUCACAGCAUCUCCCCCUUCCUCCGGAAAGGGACCACUGGAGACUGGAAGAACCACUUCACUGUGGCCCAGAACGAGCGCUUCGACCAGCACUACCAGAAGCUCAUGGCAGGCUCUGACCUCCACUUCCAGAUGGAAGUGUAA
Pyrgilauda ruficollis (rufous-necked snowfinch) is the source of this 888-nucleotide messenger RNA. Its product is annotated as sulfotransferase 1 family member D1-like. The transcript is spliced from 7 exons. Gene Ontology annotation, biological process: sulfation. Gene Ontology annotation, cellular component: cytoplasm. The coding region runs from base 1 to 888 and encodes 295 amino acids. Gene Ontology annotation, molecular function: sulfotransferase activity. Lineage: Eukaryota; Metazoa; Chordata; Aves; Passeriformes; Passeridae. The record is from RefSeq and is a predicted model, not a curated record.